AUGGCUGUAACCAAAUCCGAGCCUGCAGCGCCGCCGCAGCCCAGCAUUGGCGUGCCGGCGGUCGCCGUCGUCUCGGGAUCCUUUCUCUCAGGCGCCAUGAUCAGUCUCUCGGCGUUCGUCGUGCCCGUGUUCCUCGACACCAACACCGACGCAGGCCACAUGCUUCGACAGUGGACGCGCCUGUACCACUACGGCCACAUUUACCUGCCAGCGCUCUGCGUCGCGACGUGCGGACUGUACGGCUACGCAGCGCUGCGCAAGCGCGCCGCCAGCAGCUACAGCCCGCAGUGGUCGCGCUACGCUACGGCGGCGGCCGCCACGCUCGCCAUGGUGCCAUUCACGUGGUACGUCAUGAUGCCGACCAACGACAUCCUGUUCGGGCUCGAGGCGGCCGCGACGGCGGGGACCGGCAGUCCAGAGCUCGUGGCUGUGCGCGCGCUGGUCAUCAAGUGGGCUUGGUUGCAUGUGACGCGCUCGCUGUCGCCACUCGUCGGGGCAUUCCUGGGCUUCACUAGCCUGCUGCGCGAGCUGGGGCUCUAA
Molecule: messenger RNA, 540 nt
Organism: Lasiosphaeria miniovina
Lineage: Eukaryota; Fungi; Ascomycota; Sordariomycetes; Sordariales; Lasiosphaeriaceae
Exons: 2
Coding region: 1-540 (179 amino acids)
Source: RefSeq, a predicted model, not a curated record